UCUGGUGGGACAAUUGACAUGCUGAAAGUAUUUUGGUAGCUCUUUCCUUAAGUUUGCCUUGUUUAGAUCUCCCAAAACAAUGGCCAGUGAAUCAGGGUGUUUGGCUUCAGCCUCCAUGAUUUGGUCAGCUAGAGUUCGUAAUGCCUUGUUUACACAGGCUUGUGGUGGGACAUAAACAGCAAUUAGAAGAAAUGAGGAAAAUUCACGAGGCGAAUAGUAAGGUUUGCAGUUGAUAAUUAGAGUCUCUAAAUUAUUGUCACAGAAUUUGUAAAUUAUUUUAAAAUCUUGACACCAGUUUCUGCUAAUAUAUAGGCAUAAGAUAGAUAGAGAUAUAGAGAUAUAGAUAGAUAGAUGAUAGAUAGAUAGAUAGAUAGAUAGAUAGAUAGAUAGAUAGAUAGAUAGAUACACACACAUAUACAUAUAUAAAUAUAUAUAAAUUGUUUCACCAGUAUUCAACUUUUGAAUAUGGAAAGCACACAUUAAAAGCUCAGUUGAAAAUGCAUUAAUGGAGGAGUGCCUGCAGAACAGGGGUGUCAAAUUCAAGGGUACUUAGAUCUGGCCCGUGGAACAGCCCUGAAAACAGCAAAAGGAACAUAGGAAAGAAUAUAUCGGCACAAUACACUCCAAGGGCAAAAAAUGUUUUGUGAAUCUCAGGUUUAAUAACACAAUUCAACCUUGCCAGCUGGACUCAGGUGCAACCUGUGAUGUUAUGAGUCUAAAGCAGGGGUCUCCAACCUUGGCAACUUUAAGCCUGGCGGACUUCAACUCCCAGAAUUCCCCAGGCUUAAAGUUGCCAAGGUUGGAGACCCCUGGUCUAAAGGACAAAAUGAAACUGGUACCCGAGGUAUGUCUUCAGCCUAGCGGUUCUAAAUUGAAGUUAUAUUCAGGAGAACUAAUGAACUCACUGGGCCUAUUUCAAACAGAAUGCAGCAUAUAUGGGGAUAUUUAUAAACUUGAAUUUGAGAUUGUGGAAGCUGAUCAGAAACCGCUAUUGUCAGGAUCAACAUGUGAGCACUUGGGGUUGAUGCAGUUUACCAUACCGGCCGAGCUACACAAUGUUGUGAGUUACCCCCCACUUAAAUCUCUGAUGGGGCCACUGACAAAACAGCAAAUCCUUCAAGUAUACCAGGAAGUGUUUGAGGGCCCCAUAGUAUCUGUUCCAGGAGAGGUUCAUUUUGAACUUGAUCCUGCUAUUUCCCCAGUACAAAGUGCACCACGCAAUGUGCCUAUAGCUAUUAAGCAGCAGGUUAAAGCACAAUUGGAUAAGUAUGAGGUGGAAGGACGUAUUACGUCAGUAACUGAUCCCACUUCUAACACCAUGUUUCAAGCCAUCAUUACAGGUAUAUAUCUACAUAUUACAGGAACCGGAACUACCUCACAGGAGCAGCUGAAGGCAGCUCCUCGAGAGUCAGGGAAUACAUCUCAAACUAAUGCUGCCAAGACUACAGAGAUAACCCUUGUAACAGACUGGGUUCUGCCAGUGAAAACAGAGCAUGGCCCUGCCAGGCUCCGUUUUCAGCCACAAUGGUCUCCUGAAGCCCUCUGCCAGCGAAAACAGAGCUUGGGGAGGCUGCAUGCUGCCCACCCGGCCUCCGUUUUUGGCCGCAGCAGCAGGAGCCCAUUGCGGCUGAAAACGGAUCCUCGAUGAGUGACGUCGAGCUGGCCAUGCCCCCCACGGCUCCCCUCCCAAGGUCAAACACAACCCUGAUGAGGCCCUCAGUGAAAUCAAAUUUGACACUCCUGCUGUAGAAAAAGACCAGGCUGAGACUGAGGGAAGGGUGAAGCGCGUCAUCAGUCUGGAAUCCCUUCAUGCCCACAAGUGAUCUAAGUCCAGCCCACCUUGAAUUCCAUUGACCCUAAUCUAUCACCAAUAUGCUUGGACCUUUAGUAGUUCAGAUUCUUGUAGAGGGCUCUAGCUUACAAUAAAUCUAUAUGCAUUUGAACUUCCUGGACUCCUGAUUGCCUGUGCUUGACAAUGCCAUUAUCCAAAUAUUUGAGGAAAAGACAUUUAUCCCCACAUUACUUUGAAUGUUUGAAGCUACGGUAAUGGUGCAGCUCAUAAAUGGUGGUUCGGUAUUAAGUUUAUGAUCUAUCACAGACCCCCCCCCCCAAAAAAAAAGACUGAAUAAUCAACUUUAGCUGUGCCCAAGUGUAUACUGAUUGCUGUUUCUAAAUGUUAUUAGAAACAUUUGACUGUUUCAAUCUUUUCAUAAAAACUACAGUUUUGCCAUUGUUGGGUUAAUUCCAUUCGUUCUGGAAAAUAUCUUUAAAACUAAUUUUUUUAGUUUUAAACUAAACUAAGAACACUGCAUUGAAAAAACAAUGUAAUUUUUAAGAUUAAAGAAGGCCAUAAAAGUGAUUAAAUGAGAUGAGUGUCAUCUUAAAAAGCUCCUCUUUAUUAAGUGUUAACACACACAAAAAAGCUUCAAGCUGGCAUCUCAUUUUAUAGGUUAGUUUUUGCUCUAGCCAGACUUAACACUAUGAUUUGAUAAUUUUCGCAACUAGAUAGCAUAGGAAAGAGAAUAGUUUGUUAAAUACAGGUAGUUCUCGACUUACAACAGUUUACUUAGUGACCAGGGGCGGGUUCCAAAUCCUGUUGCUACCGGUUCGCUUGUGCGUGUGGGGGGCAUUUCUGCGCAUGUGCAGAAGUGUCUGGGCAGGUGAGCGGAGCCUUCCCAACGCUACCGGUUUGCCUGACCGGUACAAACCGGUAGCAACCCACCACUGUUAGUGACCCUUCAAAGUUACAGUGUUACUGAAAAAAAAAGACUUAUGACCAUUUUUCACACCAUUACAGCAUCCCCAUGGUUACGUGAUUUACUGCUUGACAACAGAGUCGCAUUUAUGAUGGUUUUCAGAGUCUUGUUGGACUAGAUGACCUACAAGGUCCCUUUCAACUCUGUUAACCUGAGGAGGAGACUGUCCAGCGUGCCAUAAUCCCCCUUGCAUUAUUAAUAGAGAAUUGGCGAUUACAGUGUGUAAAAACUGUUUUGAGUUAUCCCAGAGUCAUAAGAUGCCCUUUUGAGACCUUUGGAGAAGCAAAGUCAAUGGGGGUAACCAAGCUCUGUGCGACUAAUUCAAGAACUGCAGUGAUUCACUUAAGAAAGGUGGCGAGGAAAGUCGUGAAAUGAGACAAAACUCCCUGAACAAAUUUCUCACUUAACAAUAGAAAUGUUGGGCUCAGUUGUGGUCAUAAAUUGAGGACUACCUGUAAUUCUUUGUUUGGGGGAUUCUCAGGAAAGUGCAAGAGCAGUUGAAGACGAUGCAACGUGCAAAGAGUGUAGCAGUAGGAUAAAAAAGGGCCGCGGUGUGGCUCAGGCUGUAAGAAGCCUGUUAUUAAAACACAGCUGCCUGCAAUUACUGCAGGUUCUAGUCCCACCAGGCCCAAGGUUGACUCAGCCUUCCAUCCUUUAUAAGGUAGGUAAAAUGAGGACCCAGAUUGUUGGGGGGGGGGCAAUAAG
This is a messenger RNA of Ahaetulla prasina, 3461 nucleotides long. RefSeq lists its product as uncharacterized. The coding region runs from base 710 to 1648 and encodes 312 amino acids. Lineage: Eukaryota; Metazoa; Chordata; Lepidosauria; Squamata; Colubridae. The record is from RefSeq and is a predicted model, not a curated record. The transcript is spliced from 2 exons.